This is a messenger RNA of Ichthyophthirius multifiliis, 1277 nucleotides long. RefSeq names its product leishmanolysin family protein, putative. Gene Ontology annotation, biological process: proteolysis; cell adhesion. The record is from RefSeq and is a predicted model, not a curated record. Lineage: Eukaryota; Ciliophora; Oligohymenophorea; Hymenostomatida. The annotation marks the transcript as partial. The transcript is spliced from 2 exons. Gene Ontology annotation, cellular component: membrane; cytoplasm. Gene Ontology annotation, molecular function: metalloendopeptidase activity.
AUGGAAACUUCACUUUUCCAACCAAUAUAACAUUACGAUCCAUUUUUUAAAUUUUCAGAAGAUUAAGAAUGGUAUCCAUUUAAAAUGCAUUUUGAUUAUUCUAAUAAUAAUAAAACAUCUAGACAUUUAUUAUAAAUUCUCCAAACUUAAGUAAUUCCUGCAGUUGGUGCAUAUUUUGAGCAAGCCUUGAAAGUUCAAAAAUUCAAAAGUAGAAUUUUUAUAGAUGAUUUUUACCUUAAGAAAACUUGUGGAAUUCCCAAAUUAAAAAUUCCAUAAAAACAUAUAAAAAAAGGUGUAGAAGCGGACUCUAUUUUCUACAUAACACUUUUAAAUGAGCCUUUCAAUAAUUAUAUAGCUUAUGCGAGUAUUUGUCCUUAAGGAAAAGGCUUUGGAUUUCCCAACGGAAGGCCUACAGUGGGUUAUUUUGCAAUAAAUGAGUAUUAUUUUCAAAAAGAUAUUGAUAGAUUAGUAUAGGAUCCUACUUUGAUUAAUUAAUGGAUUUGGACUACUUUACAUGAAAUCACACAUUCUUUGGUAUUCUCACCUCAUAAUUUUAAGAGGUUUAUUAGAGAAAAAAAUCCUAUGAAAUAAUUCGAAGAUGGGAGAUUUUAUAUAAUUGCACCUUCAGUUCUUGAAUAUGCGAAAAAAUAUUUCAAUUGUGAAUAAAUGAAAGGAGUUCCUUUAGAAGAUGAAGGAGGUGAAGGUACUGAGAAAGGACACUGGGAUAGAAAAACAUUCGGAAAUGAGGUAAUGACUGGAAGUUCUACAUAUGAUAAUGUUUUUACGAAAUUUACUUUAUUGAUUUUUUAUGCUUCUGGUUGGUAUGAUGUUGAAUGGAGUUAAUCUUAAUAACUUACAUGGGGAUAUGGGGAAGGGUGUAAGUUUCUAAGUCAAAAAUGUGAUUAUAAUUCAAAGGAAUUCUGUGAUUUAAAUGAUGGUGAUACGGGUUUGAAGUGUACUUAUGAUUAUGUAGGUAUAGGGAAUUGUCAUGAGGAUUAAUUGGCGAAUUCUUGUGGAUAUUUUAAAUCUCGUGUAGGUAAAAAUUGUAAUUAUCCGUCUAAAUAUAUGGCGAAAAAAUGGAUAUAGGAAGGAGGAAGCUUUGGAAAAAAUACCAGAUGCUUCUAGACUUCAAAAGAUAAGUAAAAUUUAGGAAUUUGCUUUGAAAGUAAAUGUGAUUUUGAUAAUAAAUUUGUGUAUUUUAAAGCUUUUAAUUAGUGGUAUAAAUGUGAAAAAGAUGGAUAGGUUUUAAAAGUUAAUGGGGUAGAAAUUAGUUGCCC